AUGGAGAAGGCUCUUUACCACGAAGGCCAUGAUCACACUGAACUAUGUUAUAAGAGCUUUUUUUCCAGAGAUGCAGAGACAGAGAUCGUUCUCUACCCAGCAGAGAGGCUACAUCACUUGUCAGGGUUGAUGAAGGGGUCGUCUCUGAUUGACUUUUCUACGGGUCUAGGCAUUGCCCACCUCUUGGCAAUAUCAGACUCCUUCCAGGAAAUCACUUUACUGAAUGCCAAUGAAAAUUACGUUGUAGAACUGGAGAAGUGGAGACAGAACCACACAGACUCAUUGGAUUUUUCACACUGGGCACCCACAAUUUGUGAUCUGACUGUAAACAGAGAAGAACCUCAGAAGCUGGAGGAAAAACUGAGAAAAAAAGUAAAUCGCGUCCUCCACUGCGACUUCACGAAGGAAAAUGUCACUGAGCCCCAUGUGCUUCCGAAAGUGGAUUGUGGCCUCUGUAUUUGGAGUCUUGGCCCGAUCAGCACAGACCAGGCCUCCUACACUGAAAACAUGAGAAAGAUGGUGUCCCUGCUGAAGGUCGGGGGGCACCUGGUGGUGUUCGGAGGGUUCAAUGCCAGUUAUUUUGUGUUAGGGGAUAAAAAAUAUCAUACAUUCAUGUACGAUGAGAACACGGUGAGGACGGCGAUGGCAGCCGCAGGAUGCUCCAUUAUAAGCUUCCAUUACGAUGAGAGUAAAACACCAGAUCAUAAGUUAGAUAGUACUCACAUGUUCUGUGCUUUUGCCAUUAAAGAGCGUGAGGUCUAA
Messenger RNA from Hyla sarda, 762 nucleotides. Its product is annotated as nicotinamide N-methyltransferase-like. The record is from RefSeq and is a predicted model, not a curated record. Gene Ontology annotation, cellular component: cytosol. The transcript is spliced from 3 exons. The coding region runs from base 1 to 762 and encodes 253 amino acids. Gene Ontology annotation, molecular function: N-methyltransferase activity. Lineage: Eukaryota; Metazoa; Chordata; Amphibia; Anura; Hylidae.